AUGACUUCGACAAAGGCGGAUCUUCCUGCUCAGAAUCGCGCCGACAGCAAUGGCAUGGGUCUGCCGAACAUCAUGCCGAGUCAUCCACACGCCCCUUCCGUGUCCGCAUCUGAAUCGGAUUCCGGGGAAGACGAUCGAGACGGCUCCAGGAAACGGAAGAGGCCGAUGAAUGUCACUUGCGAGGCUUGCAAGCAAAGGAAGGUCAAGUGUGAUCGCAUCCAGCCUGCGUGCGGAUGGUGUACUCGCAACGACCACCCAUGCGAAUACAAAGAACGCAAAAAGCCUGGCCUUAGAGCUGGCUACGGCCGCGAGCUCGAGGGGCGACUUGAUCGACUAGAGUAUCUUCUCCAUGAGCAGGGUCGUCAAUUAGCUGCUCAUCUAGCAGAAGCAUGCAAUAUCACUACGACGUCUACGGCCACUCCCACCAUCCCAAAACAGAACGGUCCAGGCAUCAUGCCCGAGACUCAACGCAGGGCCUCUUUCGAUCUUCAAUCGUCCACUUUCGCUAGCGAUGCCGCUCAUGCUCAGCCAGUUAUCGAUCCCAAGCUACACUCCUCAGCGUCUCGCCACGGAUCCUUGCAAUAUCAAUCAGACCAGACUAUUCUGCCGCCACAGAGUCAUCGUACUCCAUCAGUGCAUUCCCAUCCCAUGACUUCACCGCAUUCUACAAGCGCAUAUCAUGGAACCCAAAUUUUCAAUGAGCAUGCUACCCUGUUGCCUCCGUAUGAUCUCUUGUACUCGCUUGUCGAUCUGUAUUUCAAGCAUGUCAACAACUGGCUGCCCUUGCUAGACAGAAAGACAACCCUUGACACUCUCUUCGGGCCAUCGACCUUAGACGAAUCUGACCGUGUCCUUUUGCAUGCUAUUGUUGCAACAACCCUUCGGUUUUCUCAGGAUCCCCGACUAACACCCGAGAGCUGUCGGCAUUACCACGACACAUCAAAACAGCGCGUUCAGUUGUUUGGUCUUGAGAAUUCAAACGUCAGGGGGCUUCAAGCGCUUGUGAUUCUGGCCCUGGAUGUGACUGGGAGUACCAAUGGACCGCCGGCCUGGAAUUUGUUGGCACUGAUUAGCAGAAGCAUGGUGCAGCUCGGCCUCGCAGUAGAAUCAGGGUCAAGCCUUACUUCACCAAUGUAUCCAUCGAUCGCGACAUUGAGGGCAUCAGUUCUGCCAGACCCCAGGAACUGGGUCGAAGACGAAGAGAGGCGGCGACUGUUCUGGGCGGUCUACCUACUUGACCGAUACGCAACUAUAGCAACUGCAUUCGAGUUCGCCCUGGACGAGAAAGAGGUUGACCGGCGCUUGCCAUGUAGAGAUGACCUCUUUGCGGCGAACAAACCCGUCGAGACUCGAUGGUUCCGACCUCCCCAGCGGCCUCGUUACACCACAGGGAUGGCCGACACCCAUGGUCACUUUUCGUAUCAUUGUGAGCUGAUGGCUAUUCUGGGACAGAUCCACCAGUUCCUGAAGCGGCCCAUUGACAUUGGGUCUCUUUCCGAUGUAGAACAGUGGCAGGGCUCAUAUCGCGCCUUGGACAGCGACCUCAACGCCUGGCAUUUCAGUCUCCCUGACGAGUUCGCCAACGUUACUCGGUUGCUCAAAUCCAACGUGCCAGCUAAAAAUACCAACUGUGGCUGGAUAAUGCUCCAAGCAGCCUACUGUUUGACGGUCAUUCGGUUGAAUUCCUCCGCAGCAUACCCUAGCCAGACCUCACAAAUCUUCUCUUCUUCUUACAGUGCCAUGCAACGCUGUCUAUCCGCAGUAGAAAACCUCAGGCUGCUCUGCCGGUUUGUCAAGCUCAGUGGUCUGUUGGAAAAGCUUGGGCCCCCCUUUGGUUUCGCGAUAUGGGUUGGUGCUCGUGUUAUGCUGGUCCAUGGAUCCACGAUGGAUCACGAUGUGGACCCCGACAUUGAUUUUUUCGUCACGACCCUCGCCGAGAUGGGUGAGCAUUGGCUGGUCGCGAAGAGGUACAGUGAGAUUCUGAGUAGAGUUUUGGCAGAGUACCGACAGUCGCAGCGGGCGAGCGGCAUGACAGGGGAGAUGAUGACCCCGUCCAGCGUGAAAAUACUUGCCGACAUGCGCCGCUGUGCCUAUGACCUUGACUUCCUGAUCUCCCGGCAGCCGCAUGCCGCAGCAGUCAAAUCCUAUCACCCCACCCGGGCCAAUACACCGGCUCAAAACGAACUUGAGUAUCUUGAUGUAUUCGAUCUAUUCAACUUUCCACGUUUGCCCGUGGGUCAGGAAACCCUGGACCAAGUGAACGGACACGGGAUAGGCUCUGCUGCGACCCCGGAGCUGGGGGCGAUGAACGCAUCAAUGGUCCCCAGCUUCACGGUACCCAAUCCAGAAGCAGAUUGGCUUUUCCGAACUAGCUAG
Messenger RNA from Exophiala spinifera, 2376 nucleotides. RefSeq lists its product as uncharacterized. Gene Ontology annotation, biological process: regulation of DNA-templated transcription; DNA-templated transcription. Gene Ontology annotation, cellular component: nucleus. The coding region runs from base 1 to 2376 and encodes 791 amino acids. Gene Ontology annotation, molecular function: zinc ion binding; DNA-binding transcription factor activity, RNA polymerase II-specific; DNA binding. Lineage: Eukaryota; Fungi; Ascomycota; Eurotiomycetes; Chaetothyriales; Herpotrichiellaceae. The transcript has 4 exons. The record is from RefSeq and is a predicted model, not a curated record.